Messenger RNA from Phanerochaete carnosa HHB-10118-sp, 580 nucleotides. RefSeq lists its product as uncharacterized. The record is from RefSeq and is a predicted model, not a curated record. NCBI's taxonomy places the organism in Eukaryota, Fungi, Basidiomycota, Agaricomycetes, Polyporales, Phanerochaetaceae. The transcript has a single exon. The coding region runs from base 51 to 485 and encodes 144 amino acids.
UCAAUCUCAGCACUCACGAAAAAAAUUCUGUCAAGGACUGGGGAAGACAUAUGGCCCCCGAUAUUAGAGUAUAUCUCAGUCCUGGUAUGAACACACGCACCCUAUCGCGGUCAAACACCGCCCAAGCACCAGCGCAAUCAAUACAACUAUAUGUACAUACGGUAUACAUCGACCUUACGAUGAAAAUCGCCAACAGCGCGCGGGAGCUCUGCACAGAGUCACUCUGGACACGCUUCGCAGAGACCGCACUCAAGUUUGUGCACUUGCAGUGGGUUGAGAUCUGGCGCGAAUGGGACUCGCACGAAGAUGAUAUCUCCGAGUCUUUGGGUAUCACCGAUGCGGCGUUCAACCCGCUCAUGGAGGCGAGGAAGUUCCGAAGUCGGUUCGUUGACGAUUUGUGGCCUACGGUAGUAGUGGCAGAUACGGCUACACCAACAUUCAUAGAGUCUAGCUCGUCGGAUGAAGAGUCUAGCAGUGAGGCAUGACGUUGUGUGGCGGCUUACUCUAGUAUCUCGCACUGUAUAUCUAUGCUGGCCAAUUUCUGCCAAACAGCUGCUUGUAGAUGAUACGGAAAGGGAUC